CACUGAUCUAAAUCAUGGAUCCAUUUGCCAUUCUUAUUUUUGAUUUAUUUGUGUAACAAUGUUUAUAUAAAUGUAGGUCAAAUGACUGUGCAAACUCAUCUGUUUUAAAUUAAAAUGAAAGAUGUCAUUGGACUAUCUUGUUCAGCUCUGCCAGUCAGGUAUCUACCAAUCUGAUACAAGGCAACAAAGACUUCUUGCAGACAAAGCCAAGAAGUAUAUUAAAGAGCAUGCCAUAAGCUUCAGUUCCAUGAGACACAAUGGCAAUGUUGUAAGCUCCAAUCACCCUAUGUUUGAAGCAUGUAGGGUUGGAUAUAUGCACCUUGUUAAGGAGUUACUUGAUUGUGGAGCCAGUUUGAAUGUGACAGAUGAAGAAGGCAGGAGUCCACUGUAUGCUGCUAUUUCAUCACAUAGAAAUCAACUUGACAACAUCAUGAAACUCUUGCAGUGGGGUGCCAAUGUCAACCUGUACAAGUAUAACAGAGUUCCACUUUUGUGUGCCUUCUAUGGCAUGGAUAGUCAGGUUACAAAGCUUUUAAUUCAUCAUGGAGCCGAUGUCAACAAUGUCAACCUUCCAUCUUUCUGUUUCAUCGAGUCUUUGUUUGCUCUGAACUCUGGGAUGGUGAUGAUGGCUGCCGGGGUGCGCUUCCAUUUUGAAAACUUUGAAGAGUUGCUGUCCCUUGGAACUGAAAUAGUUCUAGCAGGUCUUGCUCCUCGGACAGUUUACUUGUCUGGCAGGAGCUUUCUGACCAUAAAUUUCACUGACAAAGUCAUGUCUGAUCUUUGGGCAUUCCAGCAACUUUGUCUGGUUCUAGGUUUCCGGGUGGAUUUAUUCUGCCUCCAAGAAGCGAUAAAUGAACUUUGUAUAUCUUUAAAGACCAGCAUUGACAAUCAACAAGUGGACAUUUUGAAGCAGAGAUUGGAAAAGUUCGAUUGGAUAAAACAGUUUCAAAUGCAGCCUUUACCUCUGACCUAUAUAACUCGAAUAGCUUUACGGAGCUAUUUAUCCUCACCAAAAAUUAGCAGGGGUCGGCAUGUGGGUCAGGUGAUUGAUGAAUUACCUUUGCCAGUUUUAGCCAGAGAUUUUCUUGCCAUGAGAUAUCAACAUUCAGAAGAAGUUGCUGUUCAGAGCUGAUGUUUGUUUUUUCAUCAUAAAUAUUUGUGUGAUCUCAGACAUCAGAACUUUGUAUGCUAGCUCACAAAACUGAGGGGACACAAGAAUAAUACCUAGGAAAAAAAUAAGAUUGUUUUGCUAGAUGUAGCCGUAUCAUGUAGUGCUAAUUUUCUUUUGUCUUACAUACAAUGUAUCAUGUGGUACACAUAGUAUUUUCUUCUAUCCUGUGAUAUUACUUUUUAAUCAAAUUUUAAAUUAUUAAGUACAAGUAACUAUGGAUUAUUUAAUUAUAUUCAGGUAUGAAUGGUACAAUUUGAAAUUGUUUUAUGAUACUGUUUUAACCUGUGUUUUAUUACAAGGUCAUGAAUACAUUUUAAAGGUUGAUUAAUUUGUGAUAUGUUUUUGUUUAUUUAAGAUUUUAUAAGAACAUUUCGUUUUUAGUUAUAUUGAGUCUAUAUUUUUGUAUUUUGACGUAAAAUAGAAAUUAUAAAAAAUAUUACCUGUUAACAUAAAAUAUGUAUUUAAUAUGCCAAUGUAUUCCUCUUUAAAUCUAACACAAGUGAACAUGUUAAAAAAUUAGAAAUUGUGUUUGAAUUUUAUCAGAAAGUGCCUGCAGCACAGGAUUUCUUUUUCCUUUUUGUUUCAAUAUUUUUUUAAGUUUAACAGAGACGUUGAAGUUCACUUAGAUUUAGGUAGUUAUUUCUAAUAAGAGAUGUUUUAACUAACAGUCAAGUUUAUAUUUAAGAAUGUUUACUGUUCAUGUGAUAUACAAACAUGAAAGCAUUAACAACAACAAUGACUAUCACAUCUACCUUAAACUGAAUUGCAAAAGUUGGAGGAUUGUAGACAUUCUUUAUUUGCUGUUCUUGAAAUGUUCCAGAAUGAGCUGCUUGAAGUUUUGGUUACUUUAUAAUUGUAUUGAGUUUUUACAUGAUUAUCUUUGCUAAUUCACUGUUGACCUUUGUAAAAGUUGGAAGACACAGCAUUGUAGAUAUCCCUUAUUUUAGUCAUGGUGGAAAUGUUCCAGAAGUUAUGAUAAGCUGAUUUAAUUUUAUAAAUUAAUUAAAUAGAGCUUAUCUUUACAUCUAUGUGAAGUUUUAUAAGAUUAUCUUUGCUAAUUUACUGUUGACUUUUGCUAAGUAUUGUUUUCUCCAUAUGUGCCAAGGGUACAUGUUCACUGCAGCCAGAAUUUAACUUUUUGUUGAAGUUCCAUAUAAGAUUAAAUUUAUUGUUUUGAGACUUCAGUAAUGCUACAAAAUUGAUUGGAAAUGCUUUUUAUUAAUAUUUUUACUGGUUACUUUAGUCAUGUGAUAAAUUUUAUUUCACAUAGAUCUAUAUUUUUCAGCUAGUUAUCUAUUUAUUCGAUGGGAAUCUUAAACCCUCGUGUAAAUGGCAAAUGAUUUGUUGGAAAUAAAUAUUUCAACAGUCCAUGAUCUGUCUGUAGAGUUUGUAUUUUUGAAAGGUAAUUACUUAGCCAAGAUUUUUAAAGAAUCAUUUAAGAAUUUCUACUUUUUGACAUGACAUGGUGGGCCUGAUGGAAUAAAAGGGCAAAUCUUUAAAGAAUGUGCUGAACAACUAGCUGAACCUUUCCAAGAUAUUUUUUCUACUUCAAUAUUAAACCAUGAGAUACCACCUGUGUGGAAGUCAUCUAUAAUUGUACCUGUGCCAAAGGUUUCCAAACCGAAGGAAAUGACUAUAGACCUGUUUCACUUACUUCCAUUGUGUCUAAAUGUUAGAAAAAUUGGUUAAAAUGUUUCUUCUGAAUGAUCUUUGUAGUAAGUUAGACCCUUUACAAUUUGCUUACCAAAAGGGUUAAGGUGUAGACGAAGCCAUCCUAAAUAUUUUAAAUUGUCUACAAACAUCUGGACUUAUCGAACACUUAUGUAAGAUUGUUCUUUAUUGAUUUCUCAUCAGCUUUUAACACUAUACACUUCAUUUACUCAUUGAAAAGAUGAAAGCGUUGAAGAUUAGUCCAUACAUAAUACUAUGGGCUAAUGAAUUUUUGACCCAGAGAUCUCAGAGGGUUAGGGUACACAAUGUUAUAUCAAAUGCACGCAUAGUUAACACAGGGGGCUGUGACAUCGCCAUUGUGGUUCAUCUUGUACACCAAUGAUUUUCAUUCCGAUAGUCCUUUUUGCUCCUUCACAAAAUUUGCUGAUGAUGCGGCUCUUCUUGCCCAGCUCUCAGAGAGCUCAGACGUAAAUGAGUAUUUCAGAGAAAUAGAACACAUUGAAAAAUACUGUAAAGAUAAUUUUUUAUUAUUAAAUGUAGAAAAACCCAAAGAAUCAAUUUUCAUAGGGAAAAGAAGGAAAAGGAUAUUGUUUCUGUAGCUGGAGAGACUAUUGAAUUUUACAGCAAAUACUGAUUAUAUCAACAAAACAGGGCAGCAAAGAUUAUGAUUACUAAGAAAACUGUCCUCGUUUAAUGUUAGCGAAAAGGCCUUGGCUAUGUUUUAUCACGCUCACAUCUGCAAUAUUUCAAAUAUUUCAAAAAAAAUAAACUAUAUAGAAUCCUAAAUGCUGCUGGUCAAAUUAUUGGCAAAAAACAAACCCCAUUUGGGCAGUUGUUUGAGACAAACAUCUAUAAAAAAGCUAACAAGAGCCUCGAAAUAAUCACCAUUUGUGUCAGGAUUUUGUGAUUUUACCAUCACAAAAGAGAUACAAGACACCGAUAGCAAAGACAAACAGAUACAAACUCUUUUGUUCCCCUGGCAAUCAAAUCAUUAAAUAGGAACAAUCUGAUAUAAACUUUGUCACAUGUAAAUUAUGAGUGAGUCUGGUGUGAAUGUACACUUUGGUUUCUUAUAGUUAUAAUAUUUUUGUUUGGUGUAAUGCACAAAUUGUAAGACAAAUUUUCAUAUGGACAAUAAAGAUUAUUAUUAUUAAUAGA
Messenger RNA from Biomphalaria glabrata, 4000 nucleotides. RefSeq lists its product as uncharacterized. Gene Ontology annotation, cellular component: cytoplasm; nucleus. The record is from RefSeq and is a predicted model, not a curated record. Gene Ontology annotation, molecular function: protein binding. The transcript has 4 exons. NCBI's taxonomy places the organism in Eukaryota, Metazoa, Mollusca, Gastropoda, Planorbidae. The coding region runs from base 122 to 1132 and encodes 336 amino acids.